Molecule: messenger RNA, 4023 nt
Organism: Apis mellifera (honey bee)
Lineage: Eukaryota; Metazoa; Arthropoda; Insecta; Hymenoptera; Apidae
Product: terminal nucleotidyltransferase 5C
Exons: 2
Coding region: 750-2039 (429 amino acids)
Biological process (GO): mRNA stabilization
Molecular function (GO): RNA binding; poly(A) RNA polymerase activity
Source: RefSeq, a predicted model, not a curated record
GUGCGCGCUCGAGUUGAACGCGGUUGUCAGUGUCAAUUGGUUCGCCGCGGCGACUUAAGGUGUCGUCGACGUGUAACCCGACGUUGUACUCGAAAGUUUUUCCUCGCGUUCCGUCAUAGUUGAAAACAAUACGUUUGUCAUUCGUAUCAUCCCACGUUUAUUCUUGUGUGUUUACCAUCUCUGCUGUGAAAGCAAACGACAAAGCGGUUUAUUACGACGGUGGUUCGGAAGAUCGGAAUCGAUCAGAAACAGGAACUUCGAUUUUAACUCGUUCUCAAUUUUUUGUUCGCCUGUCUGCCCGUCAACGACGACGGGCAGCCACGUUUCAUCGAUCGAGCAAACAAGUUCUUUUUUUUUUUGGUGAUCCCGCUGAAAUAUCGUAAAAGCAGCGCGUCUAUUGGUGACGAUCCACACAGUGCGCACGAUCGGUCGAACGUGAGACUAAUCACGAGAAACUUCAUAGAGGCUCACUUUUUAUCGUUUCUCCUCUCCGCGUUAUUGCCGAUUAAAAACGUCACGUGUGGUGCCGGACAACGAGAGUAUAUGCAAAAGUACUCAGAAACGCAUCGUAUCCCUGCACGCUAAGUGGACGGGAGAACGCUCGGAUCGGAUACAUGUUAAGCGUGCUUUGAUAUCGGUGAACAUCGGUGAGACGUGCUGUGUCACUGCGCCCCGACGACAACACGAAGAGGCUCUUACAAGAUUGUGGCUCCCUGGAGAUCGGCGAGGAACGCCAACGUCGGGUCGCUAUGAUGGAGUCCCUGUGCCAGGUGAGCGGCACCAAAAACAUUGGCGGCAACGGAGGCAACGACAACAACACGAACGGCAACAACAACAACAACAACAACAACCCAAAUUGCCCGGAUCCCCAGCAGAGGCUGGCCGUGCUCAGUUUCGACCAAGUGAAGCGGUUGAACGACGUGAUGAACGAGGUGGUGUGCAUCCACGGGCGCGGAAACUUCCCCACGCUGGAGGUCAGGCUGAGAGAUCUGGUGAACGUGGUCCGCAGCAAGUUGGAGUCGGAUCCGAGCAGCGGCGGGGCCGGGAUGAGGGUGCGCGACAUAAGGCUGAACGGUGGCGCCGCCUCCCACGUUCUGGCCACCGAGUCGCAGCCGUACAACGAUCUGGAUCUGAUCUUCGCCGUGGAGCUGUCGAGCGGGCGGAACUACGACAAGGUGAAGGCCGCUGUGCUCGGCUCGCUGUUCGACCUGCUCCCAGAGGGAGUCAGCCGUAAACGCAUCACCACUUGCAGCCUGAAGGAGGCUUACGUGAGCAAAAUGGUGAAGGUGAAUAACGAAGGCGACCGAUGGUCCCUGAUCUCGCUGGGCAACUCGAGAGGGCACAGGAACGUCGAGCUGAAAUUCGUCGACUCGAUGAGGCGGCAGUUCGAGUUUUCCGUCGACUCGUUCCAGAUCGUCCUCGACUCGCUCCUCCUGUUCUACGAGUGCAGCAAGCUGCCCAUCGGCGAAAAUUUCUAUCCAACCGUGGUAGGCGAAUCCGUGUACGGCGACUUCCAAGAGGCGUUGUAUCAUCUUCACAAGAAACUGAUCUCGACGAGGAGUCCGGAAGAGAUUCGCGGAGGCGGUCUGCUCAAGUAUUGCAACCUUCUGGUCAAGAUGUACAAACCCUCGCAACCCGAGUACAUAAAGACGCUGGAGCGAUACAUGUGCUCGAGAUUCUUCAUCGAUUUCCCGGACAUCGGCCAACAACGCGCAAAACUCGAGAACUACCUGUGGAAUCACUUUGUCGGCCCCGAGGAGGAGACCCUCAAGUAUCAGUACCUGAUGUUGCUGCACAACGUGGUGGAGGAGUCCACCGUGUGCCUGAUGGGGCACGAGAGACGGCAAACGCUCGCCCUGAUCGAGAAUCUUGCCUACCAGGUGUUGUGCCAAGAGCAGCAACAACGGUUGACGAAUCAUCAGCAAGCCCCGCCCGGACCACCUGCCACCUACGUAUACGCGAACGGUUAUUAUUACGCUCCGGUGAUACCCGCGUGUUACACAUGCACCUGCAACUCGUGGAUGGCGUGCUCGUCGUGAUGCGAUCUCGACGCUAACGCCAUCGUCGCCGCCACCAGUAACGCCAUCACUGCUACCGCCACGACAACUACCGGCACGCUCAUCGACGUCCGCGACAUCUCUGCGAUCAUUACCGACUACGAAACACACGUCGAUCACGCUCUGCUUACCGACCACGCCGGGCAUCCUCCGUCAGGACACAGUCGACGGGAUGGUGAUCCUCGCUUCUUCGAAAAUUUCGAGAACGAUCGAUCGUCGAUCGUUCACGGGCCGAAGGAGUAUCGUUUAGUUCUCAGUUGACGCUUGGACGCGCAUCGAACGUCACGCGCAUUCGCCAAUUCCGAGCGCGACGUGGACGAGGAGUAAUAUUCUCGAGACGAGAAAGCAAGAGAGAAAAUGAUAUUCGCCGUGAUCGAUUCGUGAUGAUGGAUAACGAAGAUCGUCGGUGGUGAUGAACGUUUCCAUUCGGAUUCAAGACCGAGGAAGAGGAGACUCGACACCAAGAUCCAAACCGAGAAUAUUCGAUUUGUAUAUCGUACACGUUGUUCUCGUGUAUCCUUUCUCCUGAACGGUCUAUACACUACACUCUGCAAUAGAAUCGAAUCGGUUGUUGUCGUGGGGGAAGGACCAAAACACGAUGGUACUUGUUGUAAUAAUAAUAAAACUAACUUGGUCGUAGGGGAUCAACUGAGAGACUACAAGACUCCGAACGAAACAAAAUAAAAAAAAUAAAAAAAUAAAAAAAAAAAAAGAAAAAAAAAAAAAGAAUGAUAACAAACAAAGCGAAACAGAUAGAGAGAAAAAUAGCAGAAAAUGUGUUGUGCCUAACGAAUUCAAACGAAUAGUGGAGAGAAAAUGUAAAUGCGUCCGUUUGCGGGUACGCGCGGUAAACGAUACAGACGACUUUUAACGUUUACAUUCUUAUUUGUGCGCGCGUCGAAAUAGAACGAGAUAGACGCGUGUAUAUAUAUAUAUAUAUAUAUAUAUAUAUAUAUAAUAAAACUCGCGAUAGUGGCGCGAGAAAGACGGAGACUGUGCGUGCAUCGAGAGAGAAAAAAGAAAAAUAUGUUUCAAAGUCCCUGGGGAGAUGUGAACGGUAACCAUCUUCUAUCGCCAAGAUGAUUCCGAAUAGAGAAGGCGAUGGAAAUCAAUCGUGAGGCGGAGAAGCGUAUGGGAGAAGAGAUUCGAGAAAAAAAGACCGACGACGAGAGAGAGAGAAAAAACGAAAGGAUAGAGAGCGCCUGGAAUCGAGUCAGAAAAUGAGAGAAACGAUUGUUUGCGCGUUAUAAUAUGGAAGCGUCCGUUAGCGUUCCACGGUCGCUCUUUCUUUUCUUUUUUCCCCGGACAAAGAAAAACGAAAAACAAAAAAAAAAUAAUAAUAAAAAAAUAAAAAAAUAUACAUAUAUAUAUAUAUAUAAAACGAAUGGACACGAUGUUUCGAAGAAUGUAUACUAAAAAGGAAAGGUAAUACACAGAUUUCACAAAAAAAAAAGAAGACAAACAAACAACAACAACAAAAAUAAAUUUAAAACAGCAGGCUACGAAAAAACAUUAACGGGUGUGGCGUUUGCUAAAAAGAUAUUAAUUAUAAAAUAUAUAAAUAAAUAUAUAUAUAUAUAUAUACAAAUAUAUAUAUAUAUAAAAGUAUAUAUAGAUACAUGUAUAAAAAUCUGUGUAUAAAUAUUAAUGUGUGGCUGUGAACACAUUUCAUUUAGAUACUACUGUAACGUGAUAUAUAAGAUUGAGAAAAAAAUUGAGGAUGAGAGGCGCGAUCCAUGUGACGACAUGAGAGAGGUCGAGAGUUUGUACGCGGAGACAGAGAGAGAGAGAGAGAGAGAGAGAGAGUGUGAGAGUGGGAAAGAGAGUAAAGAAAAAGAACGAAGGAGAUAGAGAAGGAAGAAAAUCAACCAGGGGUGAAAGACGGUUCUAUUCGUUUUUAUAUCUUUUUCUAAUUUUUGCCAGUGAACCAGCGCUGUCAUGUCGCAAGUAAACAAAAAAAAAAAAA